AUUUCUCCCCAGCCAGGCCUUUGUAUCGGCGGCUCCUGUGAACGAAAAACAAAACAUACAGAGAGUCUGUGUGCUACUCGGGCAAGGUGUCAUUCCCUACAUCUUGCACGGCACGAGUUCAGCUACAGCGCCGAGGAAGGGACGGACGAUCGACAGACGGGCGAGCGGCGUGGACUCACAGGGAUUAGUGUACAACUACCGUACAACCUCACUUACAUUGAUAACCUCUGGCCAUGAUUCUCCAGCACCUCAAUAGUUUGUCUACCAAGCACAUUAUCUUGGCCAGCUCGUCGCCUAGGAGGAAGGAAAUUUUGCAGAAAAUAGGACUGAAAUUUACAGUUGUUCCUUCAGACUUUGAGGAGACACUAGACCCCAAGACCUACAGUAGUCCAGACCAAUUCGUGAUUGCCACUGCUAAGGGAAAGGCAGAAGAGGUUGCCAAAAGACUGAGUCAGCCAGAGUCAUCCAUUCACCCAGACCUGGUCAUUGGGGCAGACACUUGCAUCAGCCUUGAAGGGCAGGUAUUUGGCAAGCCCAAGAAUGUGGAUGAUGCUGUCUCAAUGCUCUCUAGGUUUAGCAGUAACAGCCAUGAGGUGUUGACUGGAGUCUGUAUAUUGAUGUGGCGCAGCGCUGGUGAUGAUGGUGGCCGCUGGCAGGAGAUUUGCUUCAGUGAGACUACUGAGGUUCAGUUUGCCAAGCUGACACAAGAUGUGAUAAAGGCCUAUGUAGACAGUGGAGAGCCUCUGGACAAGGCUGGCGGGUAUGGCAUCCAGGGGCUUGGAGGCACCCUGGUGGAGGGCAUCAGGGGGGACUACUACAAUGUGAUGGGCUUCCCCCUGCACCGCUUCUGCAAACACCUUUCUCAAGCCCUGGCCGGUGAGGAACCUGCUUCCUAACCCCAAGCAGCGGAGGCUGAGUGGUUAGCGGGCGGGCAACGCAUUUACCACGCCAUGAACAACGUCAGUUUGAAUCCCCACGCUACCACCUGGGAUUUUUCAGUCACCGCCGAGUGGCUCAAGACUACCCACAUGCUGUCCAGAAGACCACCCAUCACCCCAGACUCUAGAAGAAACCGUCCAAGUGAAUCAAGAAUGAGUUCCGGGGGGCAGCAUGAGCCAAGCAUAACUGGCGCCACUAUAAAUAUUGCCUGCACCGUGACGGGCUUGGGCCGACCACCUGGCCCCUGAAGAAAGCCUACUGGAGAUGUAAUAAAAAAAAAAAAAGACAUAUCCGUAUAUCAUUAUUCUUCAAGGAUCUCAGUGUACUUUUACUCCACCAUGACAUAGAUUUAAAUAUUUUUUUUACAAUGUUAAAGCUUUAAAUGAUGUAGGAGCUAACAAAGGCUGCUUCUUACUUCUAAUUGACUGCCACUGGAAUAGCCUCUGACAGUUCUUGAAACAAAAAACAUAUAAAAACAUCCAAAACCAAUAUAGAAGAGAAAUAAGUGAGAGUUCCCAUGUUUUAAUAUUUCAAUAAGGGAGUAUUUGGCUGUCUGUUUUUAUGAAGUGAAUGUUCUCAGGUAUAUUGCUGGACCUAAAAUAAAUGUAAACUGUA
Messenger RNA from Eriocheir sinensis (Chinese mitten crab), 1554 nucleotides. RefSeq names its product dTTP/UTP pyrophosphatase-like. Gene Ontology annotation, molecular function: nucleoside triphosphate diphosphatase activity. NCBI's taxonomy places the organism in Eukaryota, Metazoa, Arthropoda, Malacostraca, Decapoda, Varunidae. The coding region runs from base 234 to 896 and encodes 220 amino acids. The transcript is spliced from 6 exons. The record is from RefSeq and is a predicted model, not a curated record.